AUGACGCUGCAGCAGUCUGCAGCCGACAUCCCAUACAACGACAGCGCCAACAAUUUCGACGACGACGAUGACGGACUCGCGAGGGCGUUGGCGCUGGUCGAGGCUGGAACGGGUUCCGCUGCUCUUGCUUUGACAACUCCGACGACAACUCCGACGACGUCAUCGCACUUGAUGGUCCAUAUGAUGGAGCACGAGCGCGUUUCGCCCAUUCUGUCGCCGCUGUCCGCAAGCUCGGUCUCGUCCGCAUCGGACUGGCUCGAGAUGCAGGACUGGACGGGCCACGACGACGAGCUCGAGCGACUCGCGCUGAUGAAUGGUCCGAUUCUGACGACCGCCAAUCCCUCGUCCUCGUCCUCUUCCGCUUCUUCGGCGUCCUUCCAAGCACACCAGCAGCUGUUCAGCUCGCUGUUUCUGGAGGCAGAGGCUGACAUGUUGACGCACAAGUCAGUGCCGCUCUCCCUGUCCAUGGCGCUCGAGACGUUGGAAGACACCGAAUUUGCCGCCACGAGCGUCGCGAGCUCGCGUGCCAAGCACAUCUUGGAAGACGUGGACGAGUUUGCGACUCCUGCCAGCAAGCGGACACGCACCAAGAGCUGUAAUGGCAAUAUUGCAGCAGCAGCAGCAGCAACCGCGACUUCGCCUGUGCCGAUUGCGCCUGCACCAACCUCCUCAAGCUCUCGUCGCCAUCCCGCAUCCUCAGCAACAUCAACGGGAGGCGCCAACUUCCCUGUGCUGGACAAGGAGGCCAAACGAAAGCUGAGCAACCGCAACGCUGCUCGCAAGAGCCGCGAAAAGAAGCUCCAGCAGUCCGCCGACCUGAACGAGCAGCUCGAGAAGGCCCUUGCCGCUCGUGACUCGUACUCGAAACGGGUCGAGCAGCUCGAGCAGAGCAACCACGCGUUGCAACAAGAGCGCGAUGCGCUGAUGGCCGCACUGCGGUCACGCGCGCUGCUCGCUGGCUCAGCCGACCAACCACUCCCUACUGCUGCAGCUGCACAGCCAAGUGUGCAGGCUGCUGCUCUUGCCGAAGCCGCGGCGCCCCUUGACGAGCUCUCGUUCGCCGACAUUUUCUCGACGACCUGGGACUCUGCCGCCACCCAACAGUGCCAUGGAGACGAUCAACAAUCUUCUUCUCAGCUCGAUAACUCGUUGACAUCACAGCAACAGCAGCAGCAUCAGCAAUGCCAGUCGCAAUCUCAGCAACAACCUCAAUCCCUACUCGAUCGUGCAGUCCGCCAGAGCAGCAACACUUGCAGCUCGCGAGCAGCCCGCGACGAGGAGACCUUCAAUGAGUCUGCAGCACUCGUUCGUCAACCCAUGCAACGGGGGUCUCUUCAAUCGCUGGUGCUUGUGAUGCUCACGUCCAUGCUUGCCAUGCUCGAUCAAACGCCGCUGCCGCGCCAGCACGAUCCCGCGCUUCUUCAGAAGGAGGAGAAUCCUCCCAAGCAGCACGAUCGCCAGCAGCAGCAACAGCUUGCUCCGCAGUACCAAUGCGACAAGCUCCAGUACGACCAGACUUGGCAACCGACCCUGACAGUGGUUUGCUAG
Molecule: messenger RNA, 1548 nt
Organism: Capsaspora owczarzaki ATCC 30864
Lineage: Eukaryota; Filasterea; Ministeriida; Capsasporidae
Exons: 2
Coding region: 1-1548 (515 amino acids)
Biological process (GO): regulation of DNA-templated transcription
Molecular function (GO): DNA-binding transcription factor activity
Source: RefSeq, a predicted model, not a curated record